This is a messenger RNA of Mollisia scopiformis, 1497 nucleotides long. Its product is annotated as cytochrome P450 alkane hydroxylase-like protein. The record is from RefSeq and is a predicted model, not a curated record. Bases 1 to 1497 code for a protein of 498 amino acids. Lineage: Eukaryota; Fungi; Ascomycota; Leotiomycetes; Helotiales; Mollisiaceae. Gene Ontology annotation, molecular function: heme binding; iron ion binding; oxidoreductase activity, acting on paired donors, with incorporation or reduction of molecular oxygen, reduced flavin or flavoprotein as one donor, and incorporation of one atom of oxygen. The transcript is spliced from 3 exons.
AUGAUUGCCUGGAUCUUCAUCGUACUCCUGGUGUUUUACCUCGUUAGGAAGUUCUUCCAGCAAAGGGCAUACGAAAAUACUAUACUCAAGCAUGGCUGUUCACCACCUCCUCAAUAUCAACACAAAGAUCCUAUUUUGGGCAUCGACCUCUUCCUGUCCACCGUUCGAAGCAUUUCAGCCGGAAAUUCGUUCAUCCAUUCCCAAAGCUUGUUCGGUAAAUAUGGCAAGACUUUUGAAACCAACUCUUUUGGGAAACGAGUUCUUUUGACAAUGGACAGUGAGAAUAUUCAUGCCAUUCUUGUCACCUUGCAGAGGAAGUUCUUGGUGGAGGAGUUGAGGAUACGUGCCACUGAAAACUUUCUGGGAAGAGGAGUCUUCAAUACGGAUGGACCUUCCUGGGAGCAUUCAAGAGCUCUUCUCCGACCUAUCUUUGCAAGGGCGCAGAUAUCUAAUCUUGGUCAUCUUGAAGCACGUGUCGAUGCUUUGAUUGGUUUGAUACCUCGUGAUGGAUCGACGGUUGACUUGUUGCCUCUGUUAAAACGCCUUUUCCUCGAUACCUCAACCGAGUUCAUUUUUGGAGAAUCUGUCAACACUCUGGUUCCAGGAACGAGCAGUUUCGACGCUCAGAACUUCCUCGGUGCUUUUGACACCGCCUUAAAAGGCAUAGGCAUUCGGAUAGUCCUGGGAAGACUUGCUUUCCUCCAAGGUAUUGAUACACAUUGGAAAAAAGCUUGCCAGGUAGUCCACUCGUUCAUCGAUCGGAACAUCGACGUUGCAAUUCAGAGACGUAAUAGAAACUCUCAAGAUUCAACGAAACGAAGUUUUGUCCUUCUGGAUGAACUGGUCAAGGAAACCCAAGACCGUCUGUACUUGCGUUCUCAGUUGCUGAACAUUUUCCUCCCUGCCCGUGACUCUACCGCAAUUGGUAUUGCCAACGUUUUCUUCCUCAUAGCUCGGCAUCCUUUGGUCUGGGACAAACUUCGAGCCGAGGUCUUGAACAACGAUGCCCCUGUGAACUUCGAGACUCUGAAGUCUAUGAAGUAUGUUAGGCACGUGGUGAAUGAAAGCCUUCGGCUUAUUGCACCAUCCGGUAGAAACUUACGUUUGGCCACAGAAGAUUGUAUUCUCCCACAUGGUGGAGGAGCAGAUGGAAGCCAACCAAUCUUCGUUCAAAAGGGUACGGAGGUGAUGUUUGUAUUCAGAUCUAUGCAUUACGAUGAGGAUCUAUGGGGUGAAGAUGCAGAUGAUUUCAGACCAGAGCGCUGGGAGCGUUCUGAUUCUAUUCCACAGCAUGGAUACGUCCCCUUCUCUGCUGGAGGACGAGUGUGUCCUGCGCAGCAGAUGGUUUUGACGGAAUGCGCUUACAUCUUGGUAAGAUUGGUGCGUGAAUUCGAGAAAAUAGAGAAUCGAGACCCCGAAGAGAGCUUUAUCGAGCAGCACAAACUGCAAAUGGAGAGCAGGAAUGGUGUAAAGGUCGCUUUCACGGUAGCCACGUGA